AUGCUCAGUAAAUUUAUUUCGCUCAACUUCAGCAGGUGCUGCGCUCUGCAGCAGCAGCAGCAGCAGCAACAGCAGCGGCAGCAUAAGCAGCAGCAGCAGCAUAAGCAGCAGCAGCAGCAGAAGCAGCGGAACAGCAGAAGCAGCAGAAGCAGAAGCAGAAGCAGAAACAGCAGCAGCGGCAGCGCAAGCAGCAGUAACAGCAGCGGUAGCUGCAGCGGUAGCAGAAGCAGCAGCAGCAGCGGCAGCAACAAUAGUAGUACGAGUAGGAGUAGGAAUAGUAGUAGAAGAAGUAGUAGUAGUAGCAGCAGCAGCAGCAGCUGCAGCAGCAGCAGCAGUAGUAGUAGUGGAAGAGGAGGAGUAAUUGGGGCAGCAAAUGUAGCAACAGCAAAUGCAGGUGUACAUACACCUCAAAACAAACACAAACUGCAAGACGGGGGGCCCCGCAGCAGCAAAAAACAGUUCUUUCUCAUCUGA
Molecule: messenger RNA, 474 nt
Organism: Eimeria acervulina
Lineage: Eukaryota; Apicomplexa; Conoidasida; Eucoccidiorida; Eimeriidae
Exons: 2
Coding region: 1-474 (157 amino acids)
Source: RefSeq, a predicted model, not a curated record